This is a messenger RNA of Dentiscutata heterogama, 393 nucleotides long. The record is from the annotation of a GenBank genome assembly. NCBI's taxonomy places the organism in Eukaryota, Fungi, Glomeromycota, Glomeromycetes, Diversisporales, Gigasporaceae.
GAUAGGAAAGUUCGAGUACUUAAAAUGACUGAAAUUAGCCCUUUGAUGACUCCGGUCGUAAAAGAUUAUUAUGAGAAUGAUAUUAUUCCAAUUUAUAGUAUCAAGUAUGGGAUUGAACAAAAAAAGUUUGAGAAGGACUUGGAUUGUUUGUUAAUCAAAUCUAAAGAAACUUUUAAAGACAAAUUGCAUCAUUAUGAUUCAGAUAUUCUGCCAUUUGUUAAUUAUAGUAGAGAAUGGCGUGUUUUUGUUGAAGGGGGAUAUGGUGAGAAGGCUGAUAAGUUUUAUAAAUCUAAAUCGAUUGUGAUUGAGAAGGUGCUUGACAAAAAAAGAGUCGUCGAAAUGGCUGAAAAUACAUUCAAGAAGCAUUUGAUAUAUGUGGAAGAUGAUGAUUAA